AUGCUUCAACUGUUGCUGCUCCUAGGCUUUUGCGCCACCAGCGUUUGUCUUCCUCAUCAGUAUCACUUGGUGAAUGAGGGUAAAACCUGGUCUGAAGCCCAGAGCUACUGCAGAGAACAUUAUAUUGACUUAGCCAGCAUUGAUAACAAUGAAGAAACAUCGGCGCUUAUGAACAUGGUAAACUUCAGUAACAACAGCCCAACCUGGAUUGGACUGUAUGAUGAUCUGUACAGCUGGAGAUGGUCUCUGGAUGAUGAUCACUUCUACAAGGAGAAUGAGAGAAACUUCAGAAACUGGGACAUAAGGAAACCUAUAAACUGGGGUGGAAACUCUCAGUGUGUGUACUUUUCACGUUAUGCAUUAUGGUGGGAGAUCUCUUGUUCUUCCACACUCCCAUUCCUUUGCUAUGAUGGGAGAGAGAAUGCCAACGCAAGUUAUGUUUUAGUUUAUCAGAGCAUGAGCUGGACUGAAGCUCAGAGAUACUGCAGAGAACAUCACACAGAUCUGACCAGCGUGAGGAAUGAAACUGAGAACAAGAAGAUAAGAUCUUUGUUAAAUUUGCAUUAUUUUUAUUAUUACGCUGUGUGGAUUGGCCUAUAUAAAACCAGGUCCUGGUCAGAUAAGAGCAACUCUUCUUUCAGCUACUGGAAAGCAGGACAACCAGAUAAUGCUGGACAGCGUGAAUACUGUACAGCUGUGUCAUUCAGUGACUCUGGACAAUGGACAGAUGAAAACUGUGGUCGAGCAUUUCCUUUCUUCUGCUACAGUAUGAUGCCAUCUACUUCAUCUAAUCAUUAUCAUUUUGUUAAUGAGAGUAAGAGCUGGACUGAAGCUCAGAGAUACUGCAGAGAGAAUUACACUGACCUGGCCACCAUUGAUAACAUGGAGGAAAUGAACAGACUCAUUAACACAGUAAAUGGCAGCUACACUGGUUUAGCCUGGAUUGGACUGUAUGAUGAUCUGGACAGCUGGAGAUGGUCUCUGGAUGAUGAGAGUUUCUACAAGGAGGGAGAGAGAGAUUUCAGAGGGUGGGACCAUCAACCUGAUAACUACAUUGGAAGGGAGCUGUGUGUUUACAUACACUCUUAUGGAACAUGGUUUGAUGGACAAUGUGAAACAUAUCACACAUUUGUUUGCUAUAAUGGCAAAAAUGGAGCUGACGACUACAUCUGGAUAAACCAGUACAGGUCUUGGGCAGAUGCUCAGCGUUACUGCAGACAGUUUUACACAGACCUGGCCAGUGUGAGGAACUUAACUGAGAAUCAGAGAAUUGUUAACAUUACAGGUGGCUAUGAUGUCUGGAUUGGUCUCUACAGGACCAGACUCUGGUCAGACCAACACAUUUCCACAUACGAAAACUGGCGACCAGGCACCUCUUACAGAGCUGAAGAACCAGACAAUGGGGCAAAUGUUUUUGGACAGCACGGUGAUCAGCACUGCACUUCUGUAUCAUUCAGUGAUUUAGGCUUGUGGACAGAUGAGAACUGCUUACUCACGCUCCCCUUUGUCUGCUACAGAAAGUUCUGCACAGGGCACUCAUGUGUCAAUCAUCGGUAUCACUUUGUUUACGAGAAAAAGACUUGGACUGAAGCUCAGAGAUACUGCAGAGAGAAUUACACCGACCUGGCCACCAUUGAUAACAUGGAGGAAAUGAACAGACUCGUUAACACAGCAAAUGGAAGAUACUCUGGUUUAGCCUGGAUUGGACUGUAUGAUGAUCUGGACAGCUGGAGAUGGUCUCUGGAUGAUGAGAGUUUGUACAAGGAGAAUGUGACAAAUUUCAGAAACUGGUAUAUACAGAAACCUGUUAACUGGGGAGGAAAAAGUAUGUGUGCAUGUAUAGCUUAUGAUGGGACAUGGCAGGAGAACUCUUGCUCCUCUACAUUCUGGUUCAUUUGCUAUGAUGGGCGGCUGAAUGUCAGUACACCAUAUGUUUUAGUUUAUCAGAGCAUGAACUGGACUGAAGCUCAGAGAUACUGCAGAGAACAUCACACAGACCUGGCCAGUGUGAGGAAUGAAACUGAGAAAAAGAAGAUAAGAUCUUUGUUAAAUUUUUAUUCUUAUUAUUACACUGCAUGGAUUGGCCUGUCUAAAUCCAGGUCCUGGUCAGAUAAGAGCAACUCUUCUUUCAGCUACUGGAAAGCAGGACAACCAGAUAAUGCUGGACAGCGUGAAUACUGUACAGCUGUGUCAUUCAGUGACUCUGGACAAUGGACAGAUGAAAACUGUGGUCACACUCUGCCUUUUCUCUGCUAUAAUGAAAUGACAUCUAAUCGUUAUCAUUUUGUUAAUGAGAGUAAGAGCUGGACUGAAGCUCAGAGAUACUGCAGAGAGAAUUACACUGACCUGGCCACCAUUGAUAACAUGGAGGAAAUGAACAGACUCAUUAACACAGUAAAUGGCAGCUACUCUGGUUUAGCCUGGAUUGGACUGUAUGAUGAUCUGGACAGCUGGAGAUGGUCUCUGGAUGAUGAGAGUUUCUACAAGGAAGGAGAGAGAGAUUUCAGAGGGUGGAACCAUCAACCUGAUAACUAUAAUGGAAAAGAGCUGUGUGUUUACAUGUCUUCAACUGGGGAAUGGUUUGAUGCUUCCUGUACUACCAGAGUGGGAUUCAUUUGCUCUAAUGGUAACGACACACAUGUAUGGGUUUCUGAAGGAAAGACUUGGGCAGAAGCUCAGAGUUUCUGCAGAGAGUAUUACACAGACCUGGCCAGUGUGAGGAGCCGGACUGAGCUGCAGCAAAUCCUGAGAAUUACAAAUGGCAGUGCAGUUUGGAUUGGUCUGUAUAGAAACCGACUGUGGUCAGACCAGAGCAAUUCCACUUUCACUUACUGGAGACCAGAGGUCCAAUUUGCACCAUCAGAGCCUGAUAAUGGUGUGUACACAUAUGAACAAUAUGGAAAUCAGCACUGUACAGCUGUGCAUUAUUUAGGCUACUGGACAGAUGAAGACUGCCUGUCCAGUUUCCCAUUCAUCUGCUACAGUGCUUCUGUCAUGGGACUGCGAAUGAAGGUCAAAGCUGGGAAAAAUAUGUCAGAAUCAGAAAUCAAAGGAAUGGUGUUGAUGCAUCUUCAAGACAAAUUCGCUGGAUUGGUACUUUCCAGCUCCUUCUCUAUAAAUGUGACAAAGAUCUGGAGGACAAGUCCCUGA
Pygocentrus nattereri (red-bellied piranha) is the source of this 3150-nucleotide messenger RNA. RefSeq names its product macrophage mannose receptor 1. NCBI's taxonomy places the organism in Eukaryota, Metazoa, Chordata, Actinopteri, Characiformes, Serrasalmidae. The transcript has 11 exons. The record is from RefSeq and is a predicted model, not a curated record. The coding region runs from base 1 to 3150 and encodes 1049 amino acids.